GAGCUCUACCACGGGCUCCAUCAUAGCUUCAGCACCACCAAUUCCACAACUCCAAUUCCCCAUCCAAUUCCCCAUCCAUUCCUAUACAGUCUAGCGCCACUACCCACAAAGUUCAGACCCAGCACACAAUGUCCUCAGGCCUCAUGGACACGGAGAAGGGCGGCGAGCAAACGCAGUACGAAGCAGAGUACUCCGACAUGCUCCCCCACAAGCAAGAAGCCGGACAACUGGGCGCCUCAGCAAUGCAAGGCGGAAGCACCGAGCAGCCCACCGCGCUGGAAACGCGCAAGACGGACGAGCCGAACACGCACGGCAUCACGGUCGCGGACAAGAUCCGGUAUGGGCAGAGUAUCCAGGAGGGCGGGAUGGGCGGCAAGACGAACACAGUGACUGGGCAGGCGGAUAAGCCGACGGACGAGACGAGUGCGGAGAAGCAGAGGAGAGAGCAAGGGUACGGGGGAAGCAAGGAUAUGGACCGGACGAUUGGUGCUUAGGAUGGGGUGCAUAGCACGCAUCACGGUCGAAGAAAUGAACGAUGGGGUGGACGGCUUGCA
This is a messenger RNA of Didymella exigua CBS 183.55, 554 nucleotides long. RefSeq lists its product as uncharacterized. The transcript has 2 exons. The coding region runs from base 129 to 494 and encodes 121 amino acids. Lineage: Eukaryota; Fungi; Ascomycota; Dothideomycetes; Pleosporales; Didymellaceae. The record is from RefSeq and is a predicted model, not a curated record.